GCAAACUGGAUGAAGUAUACAAAGCUUUGGCCAGUGCUCAUCCCAACAUGACUGUGUAUAAAAAGGAGCAGAUUCCAGACAGAUUGCGUUACAAACACAACAGUAGAAUUCAGCCCAUCUUAGCAGUGGCUGAUAAAGGAUGGGAAAUUGUGUAUAAGAAGUCUGAUGGUUUUCUACUUGGUAAUCAUGGAUAUGACAACACCUUACCAGAAAUGCAUCCAAUUUUUUUGGCAUUUGGGCCUGCUUUCAGAAAGAAUGCCACCAAAGAAGUCAUGAAUGCUACGGACUUGUACCCCUUACUGUGCCAUCUACUUGGUGUUAACCCGCUGCCAAACAAUGGUUCGUUCCACGCUGUGAAAGACAUGCUGGCUGAAGAAGGUCCUGUAGCCUUUGGAGGAGACACCUAUGCUACUGUCGCAGGAGUCUUUCUGGGCAGCUCUCUCGUAAUGGUUUUUAUUGGAGUUUUUGUUAAGCAUUUUAUCCUCACCCAAGCAAAUGCCGUGCAAAUGCAGCGUACUGAAGCUGCCCAGCCACUGCUGCAAGGUUACUAA
This is a messenger RNA of Leptosomus discolor (cuckoo roller), 551 nucleotides long. NCBI's taxonomy places the organism in Eukaryota, Metazoa, Chordata, Aves, Leptosomiformes, Leptosomidae. The record is from RefSeq and is a predicted model, not a curated record.